Molecule: messenger RNA, 3645 nt
Organism: Drosophila albomicans
Lineage: Eukaryota; Metazoa; Arthropoda; Insecta; Diptera; Drosophilidae
Exons: 2
Coding region: 1-3645 (1214 amino acids)
Biological process (GO): DNA integration
Molecular function (GO): nucleic acid binding
Source: RefSeq, a predicted model, not a curated record
AUGAUUUCUGGCCUCGGGGACACAAACGUUUCUGUUGAAGGAUGCACGGUCAAUGUUUGUAUGCGCUCUUGCAUCACCGACUACUCGGUCAACUUUCAAGCUGUUGUGGCAUCGACAAUCACCAACAGCCAGCCGAACUUUGCUAUUGACAUCGACGGUUGGGCAAUUCCAUCCAACAUUCAGCUAGCUGAUCCUGCAUUCAAUCGUCCGCAGCGCGUGGACCUGCUGAUUGGUGCAAGCCUAUUCUACGGCUUGUUAUGUGUAGGACAAAUAGGCCUUGGAGAUGGAUUGCCUAUUCUUCAGAAGACCCGCCUUGGUUGGAUCGUUGCUGGUGGUGGUGACAGUACGACGCACACAGCAUUGAUGGCAGCGCAAAAGGGUUCUGAAAGUAGUAACGAUCAAGCAGAUGCCAGCCUAAAUGAGCUUGUUCGCCGUUUUUGGGAAGUCGAGAGCUGCGAGUAUGUGGCCACAAGGCUUAGUAGGGAGCAGCAGGAUUGCGAAGAGCAUUUUCGCAAAAAUGUUACUCGGCUACCAUCCGGUGAAUACUCCCUCAUCGUCGAUUUCUCAAUCUGGAGCGCAAAUUGCAGCGGCAUCCUGAUCUUUAGGAUGCAAUACUCAUCAUUUAUUGAAGAAUACUUGAAGUUGAAUCAUAUGUCGCGUGUUCCUGCUGAGACCAUUGAGCGUUGCAAGUAUUUUCUGCCACACCACUGCGUACUAAAGGCCGAUAGCACGACAACAAAGCUUCGUGUUGUGUUCGAUGGUUCGGCAGCGACAUCCACUGGAUAUUCGUUAAAUGAGGUUAUGAUGGCUGGUCCUGUUAUACAGGACAAAUUGAUGCAUAUACUUCUUCGCUUCCGUACAUAUCUGGUGGCACUAACAGGGGAUAUAUGCAAGAUGUAUCGAUGUGUGCGCAUGGCUUCAGCAGAUAGCUAUUAUCAAUGCAUCUUAUGGCGCGAUUCGCCUGAUAAAGAGCUGCAGAUUUUCAAGCUGGACACCGUUACUUAUGGCACGAAGGCAGCGUCAUUUUUGUCGGUUCGUGCAAUGCAUCAGCUGGCGCAUGAUGAAGCAGACUCGUUUCCGGUUGGAUCUGUUGCUUUGAAGAAUGAGUUCUACGUGGACGAUUUUAUAUCUGGAGGCGAUUCAGUUGCUGAGGUUAAGGUCAAGCUGCAGGAAACCGCUGCAAUUCUAGCUCGUGCAAACUUCAAACUCAGGAAAUGGUGUUCCAGUCAUGCCGAAGUAUUGUCGGAGAUAGCUGACGACGAGAAAGAGUCGUACAUGAGGUUCAGCGAUGGCAGCGAAAUCACAAAAACUCUUGGCUUGGCGUGGGAUCCCUCAUCGGAUCGGCUGCUGUUCUCGCUGUCGUUCUUAGAAGCUGGCUCCAAGCCGUGCAGGCGGUCUGUCUUAGCCACAAUUGCACGAUUUUAUGAUCCGCUAGGACUGCUUGGACCCGUCAUGACAAUGUUCAAAAUAUUUCUACAGCAGCUCUGCAAGGAUAAGUUGACAUGGGAUGAAAGUUUGCCUUUGCAGCGAUACACAGCCUGGGUAGAAAUGUGCAGCAGUUUUAAUUCCAUUUCUAGUCUUUCAUUCCCGAGAGCUGUUCUUGCUGCUGGGUGCCGUGUCGAAGUUCAUGGAUUUUGUGAUGCCAGCGAAGAGGCCUACGGCGCUUGCGUAUAUGUAGUGUCCGGUGGACGCACUUCUCAGAGUCAGCUGUUGUGCUCUAAGUCCAGAGUCGCACCACUCAAAACUAUAUCAGUUCCCAAGCUGGAAUUAUGCGGUGCUUAUCUUCUGGCCAAACUGCUUCAUGCAGUUAGAAACAUGGGUUUUCUUGAUGGGGAGUUCUUUUGCUGGAGUGAUUCAUCGGUGGUACUCUCAUGGAUCAAGGAUGAUCCAUACAAGUUCAACGUUUUUGUGGCAAAUCGCGUAGCGUCUAUUCAGGAUCUUACCGUCAACAUGAAGUGGCAACAUGUUCCCACGGCUUUGAACCCUGCCGACGUACUCUCCAGAGGUACAACUCCAGAAUGUUUAGCAGAGUCCAAGAUAUGGUUUCAUGGACCGGAGUUUCUUGUUGGAAAUCGAGAUGGAUGGCCUUCACAACGCUGCUUAGAGUCUUCAACGUUGGAAAUGCGUAGUAAGGUCAUGAUAGCCACUUCUCCGUAUGAUGAUAUCACUCUUCGUUGCAAGUACCUUAACACGUUUGCCUCAAUGCAGCGCGUAUAUGCGUUUGUGUUUAAAUUUGUUAAUCGUAUAAAGCAUCCAGGCCUCAACGUGGUAGAUGUCAACAAAGGCACAUGGCUGCUACUGCGAUUGGUGCAGUUGUCAAAUUUAUGGAGUGAUGUCAAGGAAAUUCGUUCGAAGGGCUUCGUCAAGAAAUCGAGUUCAAUCGCUUCUUUGUUGCCGUUCAUCGACCAAUUUGGACUUCUGCGUGUUGGCGGUCGGCUAGCCAAUUCAACUCUUCCCUACGAUGCUCGCCAUCCUAUUAUAUUACCUCGACGGCAUCCCAUUACGUUGGCGCUCAUCGCUCACCAUCAUGAAAAGAAUCUUCACGUUGGAGCUAGAGCAUUAUUAGCAAAGAUUCGGUUACAAUAUUGGCCGAUUGGCGGACUGCGAACUGUGUCGAAGGUUGUUCGCAAUUGCAUCGAAUGCUUCCGGGCCAAGCCCACUGUGCUCGAACCAAUUAUGGCCAGCCUUCCGAAGGAACGGCUUCUGAAUUCUCGUGCCUUUGCAAUAAGCGGAGUGGACUACUGCGGGCCGUUUUACUAUAAAUCUGAAGUUCGGAACAGACCCCCAAUCAAAUGCUACAUCAGCGUAUUCAUCUGCUUUGCUAGCAAGGCGAUUCAUCUGGAGUUGGUGAAGGAUUUGACAACUGCCGCCUUUCUGGGAGCGCUAAAAAGAUUCGUGUCACUUCGUGGGAGGCCUAAUCAGAUUUGGUCCGAUAAUGCGACUAACUUUGUCGGGGCCAAAAAUGAACUUCAUGAUGUCAAGAAACUUCUCCUCAGCGAUCCUCAUAAGGAGUCAGUUCAUCGUGUGUGCCUGAUGGACAACAUCGAGUGGAAGUUUAUUCCUCCUCGUUCCCCACAUUUUGGUGGACUAUGGGAAGCAGCAGUCAAGAGCGCAAAGCACCAUCUGUAUCGCUCUGUUGGUCGCUCUAUUCUCAACUACGAUGAGCUUCGCACUCUGGUUUGCCAAAUAGCGGCAAUAAUUAAUAGUCGUCCAUUGCUAUCAAUUUCAGAAAGUCCUGACGAUUUGGAUGUGCUGACUCCCGCUCAUCUAUUGUUUGGUGGUCCUCCAACCGUGAUUCUGGAGCCCGACCUAACUACGUUGGACUACAAUCGGCUGGAUGGUUGGCAGCGUGUCACUCAACUGCAGCAGGUCUUCUGGAAUAGAUGGCGGGAGGAGUAUCUGACUCUUCUCCAGCAAAGAUCGAAGUGGCGCACUCCUGACCGUCGUCUCCAAGUCAACGACUUGGUCUUGGUGAAGGACGAAAAUUUGCCUCCUCUUCGGUGGCCGCUAGCCCGUGUCCUGGCGCUCAUCCCUGGCAAGGACGGCGAGUGUCGAGUUGCCGACUUAAAGACGACGUGUGGCAGCACCCGGAGAGCCAUAAACAAACUCUGUCUACUGCCCCUGAAGGAUGAUGUUGAAAGAUAG